Molecule: messenger RNA, 1260 nt
Organism: Ilyonectria robusta
Lineage: Eukaryota; Fungi; Ascomycota; Sordariomycetes; Hypocreales; Nectriaceae
Product: mitochondrial phosphate carrier protein
Exons: 4
Coding region: 1-1260 (419 amino acids)
Biological process (GO): mitochondrial phosphate ion transmembrane transport
Cellular component (GO): mitochondrial inner membrane
Molecular function (GO): phosphate transmembrane transporter activity
Source: RefSeq, a predicted model, not a curated record
AUGAUAGUCACGCGGGCUAUUUCUUUGACCAACUUCCUGGUAGCCAGUUCCGCGCUGGGUUUCCAGGUUUUCGUCUUAUACCCUUGGCACAAAGAGCUAGACGCGGGAUUCGAGGACCUGAAGAAGGAGCACUUGAAGGUUCUGGAUGCGGUUGGAAACAGUCUGAGCAAGCAACAGCGAAAGACCUUGACCAACAAAUUGAAUGAGCUGAAAAGUCAAAGCCCGAGAAGCUUUACUCGUCGUCCCGUCCACUUGCUCACUGUCUUCGGUAGCACCCACUUCAUCACCACACAUGCCCCGGGUCCUGGAGAAGCAAUCAGGGCCGCUAGAGACAAAAUCAUGCCGGCCAAGGACAAGCCGUCUAUGGGCAUCGCUACAACCGAAAAGAUCGUGGAUAUCUCUCUGUACGCAAAAUACGCUCUGGCCGGUGCCUUCUGUUGUCCUUUCACUCAUGCCGUCCUAACUCCUGUCGAUGUCGUGAAAACGCGAAUCCAGCUUGAUCCGACUACAUACAGCAGGAGUCUCUGGGGAAGUGCACGGCAGAUUGCUUCACUCGAAGGGCCGGGGGCUUUCCUGACAGGACUGGGACCGACCGUCGCAGGCUAUUGCCUCCAGGGUGCCUUCAAGUUUGGCGGGUACGAGUUCUUCAAAGCUCACGUUGUCGACUACCUCGGAUAUUCGACCGCUGUCAAUAACCGCAAUGCCGUAUACCUUACGUCGGCCGCGGCGGCCGAGUUCUUCGGCGACAUUGCACUCUGCCCUUUCGAAUCUGUCCGAAUCCGGCUUGUGUCCCAGCCUACCUACGCCAACGACUUCGUGAGCGCGCUCGCCAAGAUGGCCAGAGAAGAGGGUCUCAGUGGCCUAUACUCCGGCCUGAGCCCUGUCCUCCUCAAACAGAUUCCUUACACUAUGGCGACAUUUUUGGUCUACGAGAAGUCUAUCCAGACAGCAUAUACUGUCAUAGAAAAGGCGGAGCUCUCUCCGGUGGGCGUCACCGGGAUCAAUCUUGGCACUGGGCUCGUCGCUGGUCUGGCCGCCGCGGUCGUCUCUCAGCCGGCAGACACGAUCCUCAGUAAGGUCAACAAGGAGAAAGGGCAGCGAGGCGAAGGUACAGCACGCCGCUUAGCCCGCAUCGCGACCGGACUUGGACUGCGUGGUGCCUUCACUGGCAUGCGAGCUCGUUUGGUCAUGGUUGGUGGUAUGACGGCAGUUCAGUUCGGCAUUUAUGGGGACACAAAGAAGGUGUGUUUGGACCUUUGA